Neltuma alba is the source of this 3217-nucleotide messenger RNA. Its product is annotated as nitrate regulatory gene2 protein-like. The record is from RefSeq and is a predicted model, not a curated record. Bases 819 to 2918 code for a protein of 699 amino acids. NCBI's taxonomy places the organism in Eukaryota, Viridiplantae, Streptophyta, Magnoliopsida, Fabales, Fabaceae. The transcript has 5 exons.
UGUGGACUGAACGCAACCUUCCUCUUUUCUUGCGACCCAAUUAAUAAUUUUAAUAAUCCCGUUUAAAAGCUUUGUCUUGCUGGUAGCGUAUGGUGUGAACUGGAAUGAAUUAAGGAGACUGCCUCACACGUAACCCGAGGCUCUCUCUGAACCCUCACUAUCGCUAACUACUGUUUCAGAUUCCUCUCUCUUUCUCUCUCCAUCGAACAUCUCUUUCCCAUUCAUAUUUGUUUCUUUUGUUUCUGUGUUUUCUGGUUCUUUCCUGCAUUUUAUUUACUACUCCUCCAUACGCUCCCUUCAAGCAGAAGUAGACUGAGACGCCUCAAGAUUCAGUAAUUCAGGUUUCCUCCAACUUCAUUGGCCAUUUAUUGUCCUUGAAAACAACUAUUCUCGUGCUUUCGGCUCGCCAGAGUGAAAUAUGAAGGAAAGAGCAUAGCUGGGGCUCAUUUCAACGAGUAACUGCCACCUAGGUCCUGUUCCUUUCCUUGCACAUGUGCCUCGGGGGCCCGAUCGUUUCUUGGUUUUCUUUUGUCUGAAACAUCAGGGUUCGAUUUUCAACAUUGAGGAGGGCCUGUUCCUCCCGUGAUUUACUGUGUUGGUUUAUCUUCCUCUUCGUUCACUCUCUAUUUUUAAGUAUUCCAGAAAAUGUCGGGGUGAAGCUUGCCUUGUUAAGUAAGGAAUGGGGUUUAAAGUUGGAAACUUGAGCUGCUAGAGCUCUUGGUUGAAAUGUCGGACGAGGUUUGAGCUUUCCCAACCUGUAAUGUUGGAUUAUUUAGUUAAUGGAUGUGAUAUAGAAAAGUGCUGUUCAAGUGAUUGAGAUGAAAAUGGGAGUUGCCAGCUCGAAAACGGAGAAAAAUGAACCAUUGCGUCUCUGCAGGGACCGGAAGCGAUUCAUCAAACUAGCAAUGGAUUCAAGAUAUGAUCUCGUUGCUGCUCAUGUAUCUUACAUUCAAUCUCUCCGAAAUGUCGGAAUCGCUCUUCGCCGUUACGCUGAGGCCGAGGUAUUGAUCGAGUCUUCUCUCUCCAUUUCCGACAAAACCCCAUCUCAAUCCACAUACCCUUCUCCUUCACCAUCUCACACUGUUGAUGUUUCAGACUCACCCUUGCACAAUGAGAGCCCUCUUACGCCAUCCAUGCCUCGUUUGAGUUAUAUGAGAUCAGGGGGUCCCACGGCUGUGACUGUUAGAAUCAAUCCCUCUAUAAACUCUUAUUUAGACGACCAAUCAUCGGCAUUCUCAAUGCCGCCGCCGCCUCCUCCUCCUCCUGAUUCAGAGCCAUCUUGGGAUUUCUUCGACCCCGCUGAGGAUUCUGAGAGCUUUAGGUUUGUAGCGCAUGCAACUGAUUUCGGAGAGUGCGAGGCUGAAAAGGCUGAUUCUACUAUGGUAGCUACAAUACGAAACAACUCUGGUGGACAAUAUGUUGAGUGUUCUGAUCUUUCAGUUGCCUCAAGACGAGUUGAAGGGUGUCAGCAAAAGUUUCAAAAAGCAGGGAAAGAGGAAGAGUUAGCAGAUAAUGCUAAUGGUUUUGCUGAGACAGUGACAGAAAAGGAUGGUCUUCCAAAGAACGAGAAGGCCAUUGAUGGGAAAAGGAAAGCUGUGUUCGAAGAGAGAGAGGACCCAUCAGAGUUCAUUACUCACAGGGCUAGAGAUUUCCUUUCAAGCAUAAAGGAUAUAGAGCAUAAGUUCAUUAGAGCUUCUGAAUCUGGUAGGGAGGUCUCGAGAAUGUUAGAGGCAAACAAAAUCAGGGUUCAAUAUUGUGAGGCAAGAGGCAAGUCUUCUGCCUUGGAUUUGGUGUCAGCUCUUCACCUUUGCUGGCGUAGAGGGUCAUCUCUUCAUUCCCAGGAACCUGCACAGAAAAUAAUUAGCUGGAAAAGGACAACAUCUACGCGGUCGACAUCAUCCAGAAAUGCAUUGGCUGCAGCAUCAAAGGAAGAUAUUGAUGAUAGUGGAAGUGACUUCAUUGAAGAAUUCUGUAUGAUUGCUGGAAGUCAUUCCUCCACCCUUGACAGACUCUAUGCAUGGGAGAGAAAACUCUAUGAUGAAGUAAAGGCGAGUGAGUUGCUUCAGAAAGUGUAUGACCGUAAAUGUGAGCAGCUAAGGCAUCAAUAUGCGAAAGAUCAAGGCGCUCAUGUCAUAGAUAAAACCCGGACUGUUGUGAAGGACUUGCAUUCGCGAAUAAGAGUGGCCAUCCGAUCAGUAGAUUCGAUAUCCAAGCGAAUCGAGCGAAUGAGGGAUGAAGAGUUACAUCCUCAACUCGUGGAGCUGAUUCAUGGGUUGAUCAGGAUGUGGAAGGCCAUGCUAGAGUGCCAUCAUGCACAGUUCAUCACAAUCUCUCUGGCGUACCAUUCGAGAAGCUCAAGUGGAACCUUGCAAGGAGAUGCACGCAGAGAGAUCUUGACUCAUUUGCUUGAAGAAAUCGAGUGCUUUGGGUUGAGCUUUGCUAAUUGGAUCAACAGCCACACAUCCUACAUCGAAUCUCUCAAUGCCUGGCUUCAAAACUGCAUACUACAGCCUAGGUCCAAGAGCCGAAGGCCUUUCUCACCGCGUCGAGCUCUUGCUCCUCCCAUAUUUGUUCUUUGUCGUGAUUGGUGUGCCGGGAUCAGGUCUUUGCCAUCUGAGGAACUUAGUGUCGCGAUCAAAAGCUUCUUGUCCAAUCUGCAGCAGCUGAUAGAGCAGCAAGAUGAACAGGUUGAUAAGCAGAUUUCUUUAGGUCAAGGAAGCUAUGAGGAAACAGAGAGCAAAAUGAAGGAGGCGGAGGAUGAUCAUAAUGAUAAGGACACAGCAAAUUUGUGCUGCAUACACAAGAGCUUGAGCAAGGUUCUGGAGCGACUGACCAAAUUUUCAGAGGCAUCGUUGAAGAUGUAUGAGGAUAUAAGACAGAAGAAUGAAGCAGCUCGAAAUGCUUAUCAGAGUAUUUAAUCAAUGUUGUUGCUGAAAAGAUUUGAUCCUCUCGUGUAAGGUUGCUUCUCUCUGAGCUUUCUUCAGAUUAAUACAUGGAGACUCUAUUCAGGGGGAAAAAAAACAAAAAGGAAAAAAAGAAAAAGACAAUCGUGUGAAGCUUUUGUAUAUGAAAUCAAGAACUUAUGUGGCCUAGAGAGAAGUUUAGAUUCCAAUGUGGGAUUGGAGACGCAUCUUAUGCCUAUCCAUUUUUGUCGUAUUGUUUCCCAGUAAAUCCUUAUCAAGUUUGCUAUAUUAAGUAUUUUAAACUUUUUAUGAAA